Molecule: messenger RNA, 3996 nt
Organism: Saccostrea echinata
Lineage: Eukaryota; Metazoa; Mollusca; Bivalvia; Ostreida; Ostreidae
Product: synaptotagmin-10-like
Exons: 9
Coding region: 82-1293 (403 amino acids)
Biological process (GO): regulation of dopamine secretion; cellular response to calcium ion; regulation of calcium ion-dependent exocytosis
Cellular component (GO): membrane
Molecular function (GO): phosphatidylserine binding; clathrin binding; calcium-dependent phospholipid binding
Source: RefSeq, a predicted model, not a curated record
GUAAUGGCGGCAUUCAUGGACUGAGAAGACAACUUUAGAAGUUUAUGGUUUUCAUUGGAUUGUCUCGGUACAUGUAACAGAAUGGGACAGCAAAAUUCUAAAUAUAACAGUUCUCAGAAUGACCCAGAGAAGGGUGUCAUCCCACAGAAUACAAAGAAGAUCCACGGUCUGUCCAGAAUUCUGACUGCCAAAGCUGAGCACAGUAGGGAGGUUGCCAUCCAGGGUUGGGACAAACAUAAUGAGAAUAUGAGAAAUACACAGUUGUUGAAGGGGUUGUUUAAGCAACUUGAUCCUACAGUGACCAAGGCUGUAGGAGAUUUGAGAGGUGAAAUCCAACUUUCCUACAAGUAUGACUUCAAGCGCCAUCUCUUAUUGGUCAAGGUUAUCAAGUGCAGAGAACUCAAAAGCAAAGACUUAAGGUCGAAAAUGUCAGAUCCAUAUGUCAAGUUGACACUCCUACCAGACAGAGAAGGGGCAGGCGAGAAAAGAACAGCCAUGGUCAGACAAUGUAACGAUCCCAUCUAUGAUGAGAUUUUUGCCUUCCCUCUGGAGGAGUAUGAGCUGAAUGACCUGAAGAUGGUCGUCCAGGUUAUGGAUGCUGAUAUCAUGGGACAGGACGACUUUAUCGGAGAGGUCAUUGUGGACAUGAAGACGUUUAACUUCAGAGUGGCACCAUUUCAUACGGCCUGGUACACACUUAACAUGGAGACUGACCUAAAUGUCACAGGAGAACUAGAGUUUGCUGUGGAGUUCCAGCUCCCCUCAAGCCUUUUGGUGACGGUGUAUCGGGGGCGGGGGCUCAGUGCUAGAGAUGAAGGAAAAACAGCAGAUCCAUUUGUUAAACUGACAGUUACUGGAACAUCGUCUAUGUUCCAAACUCAGGUGAGAAGAGACACACUGGAUCCAGAAUGGAACGAGACAUUUGAGUUUGAUGUGACACAAGAAGAUCUUAGCAGCAGAUACCUGAUUUUUCAUGUGAUUGACCAAGAUAGAGGGGUCAACAAUGACUCUUUGGGACAAGUCGUAAUUGACCUUCGAACUUUUGACCCAGAAAAACGUCUCCAUGAAACUCACAAUCUUGCUGAUCUGAGGAACACAGAGUUGCUGAGGUCAAAGUGGGGACAACACGCUACAGCCCAGGAGUUUAAGGAGGCAUUCAUUGCCCAUGCAGCAACCAAACAUCCCAAUUUCCUUUUUGCUGAGCAUUCUGGGAAAAAAGUGGUCAACGUCAGCUGUAGAAAAGCAGGUGCCCAGGGCAGGAUACGCAUCAUUGACGGCAUUCCGGUCAAAUGACGCCUGCGCAGUCACCCAUCCGUGUCCCUUCCGACCGAUCCUCGUCUUUGGCUUUCAUUCUCGCUUGAGUUAAUCUUUGUAUUGGCUACCAUAGACUGGGAUAUUGUACUGUAUUUUUAGAAUAAAUACUGAUGUUUAUUUUCUAUCUAAAGCUGCACACGACCAUUUGUUUGUUUUACAUUUUCAAAGUCAUUAAGUCCAUCCUAAUGGCUAUUUUAUUACUAGUUUAGUUUAGUGUAAUCCUUAAGCAUAAUUACAGUUCAUUGGAGAUUUUGUAAAUAACCCGUUUUAUUAAUGUUCCAAUAAAGUAGCAAUUGUAAUAUAACACAAAUAGUUAAAGUACAAAAGUUUAGUUGACAUUUACUGAAUCUUAUGUAUAUAUGUACUUUUUCCUUCAUUAUUCUAUAUACAUGUGCACUUAGAACCUGUUAAGUUACUGAUGUUUAUGAAUAUUUAUUUUGGAAAUUUUUAUACAUGUUUGUUGAUUUUUUUUAAACCUGUGUCACUAUAUACAUUCAAAUCAUAUUUUUAAUCCCUCUUAUUAUAGCGAGAACUGUUUGUAAAAUGUUCAGUAAUGAUGUUAACGAUUAUGAUUGAAGAACAGAAAAAAAAUCUUGUUUCAUGAUAUAAAUGUUACACUGUAUCUUUUAAAAUUUUGUUUUUAUAUUUUUACUUUAUCUCAAUUGUGAGUACGUUAUGUGGAUUGAAUUGAGGGUCUUUUUCAAACUCACGAAGAAAAUUAUUUUAUGAAAUAUUAUAAUAAAAAUGGCACUAACUGAAGAACUACAUUAUGUCAUACAUGUAUGUUAUACUUUUAGCGGUUAGUUAAACAUGUAGGCGUUUUAUUCCUUAUCUUGUACUUUAAAAUCCAGUUUCUGGAGCAAUUUAUUUGUUUUCCUUCAUCUUCUCGCUAUUAGUUUUUCUGUGUGCGUUUUCGCUUUUUGCGAUAACGAAUUUUAAUGUCCUCAUUUUCACUUUUCCCUUCUUCAUAUAAUCGUCUCCUUUGAAGUUUGUAUCUAUGUACCACGAACAAGAUCGAUACUUUUCAGAUAAGUUCCCUCGGUUGAAGUUUAUCCACUCGGGAUCUACUUUUAAUUUGUUAUUUGAUGACUUUUAUGGUUUUCAUUUGUUGUGAUUAUGUUAAUAUUUUGAUGAUAUCUGAAUUCUGUGUGCGUCCUUGUACACUUAUAGGUUUAAAUCAGCAUUUAAUGCAACGUGGUGAUAAAUUCACACGUGGCUGGGAAAAUGGCGAUGUGCUGUAAAUUAAAUUUUAUCAUUUUGCAAAGCUGAAUAUUAUUCGUUAGGAGAUAGAAAAUGCAAAAAUUUAUUAGUAGAUUUAAAAACACAAUGACUUUUUUCCCUUUUUAAUCCCAGAUAGACAUUAUGUAGUGUGAGAUUAUCCACUCUCAUGCAUUUAACAAUAUUCUCAUUAGCAUUUGUUAAUAUGGAGUAAGAUGCCUAAAAAAGAUCUUUUUAUAUAUAUAAAAAAAAAAAAAAUUAGGAGUAUUAAUUAAAUUUGAUCUGAAUUUAAAUUGAUAAAUUAUUUACUUAUGAAUGACGAAAAGCAGUUUGAUUCCAGAAAGGAUAUUUGGCUUGACAAGCAUACUUUAAAAUCCAUCUUGAUAACCAAAAUUAUGACUGCUUGACCAAACCUUAAAUGGCCAAAAGCAACACACAAAUGCAUUCUUCCAUGAAUUAUGAUAGACAUCUAUACGAAGUGAAAUAAUUUCACAUUGUCAUCUAUUUCAAACGAAAAUCUUUAUUGCUUCAAGUGUCGAUAUCUAUAUGAUUGUAUAUUGAUAAGAAAAUACACAACAUUAAUAACCCCUAUACACCAAUCCUGCCUAUUAUUAGUGAUACAUUUGUGUAAUCCAAGGUCAAAUAAUUAAGGGAUUAAUAUCCAUUACACUUAAAAGAUACAGAAAAAAAUCAAAAUGAUAUAAAAAAGGUCAUAUAAUGUAUUGACAAAAAGAAAAAAAUAUUUGAGAAAUUUAAAGGAAAUUCUUUUGGGUUUUUAUGUCCAUUCUUUACAUGAAGGAAUUUUUGGGUUUUACAGCAACAGUUACAAUCUAGAUAGCUAGAUUUUAUUUCGGCUUGUUGACAGCCACUUGUGGGUCUCCAAAGUCGUGCUUAAAAGGUUCAGGCCGACUGCACUUUUUAAUGUCUUUUCCAAAACUUUAUAUUUUGCUUCUUAUCUCUGUAAAAAGCUGAUUGCUAUCUUUGAAUGUAUGCUUUUUUGUGAAGUUUCUGCAUUUUGGCACUCUGGUAUACCGAGUGUAAGCUCUUUAUCAGAUGUAGUUUAAUCUUGGGUUAUGAUAUGAUAUCGCCAAAAUCUCGAUGAAAUCUCGCCACAAUUUAAUCAGUGCAUUGCCCACUGAGAACAGAUGCACAUUACUAACAGUCUCUUGUCUAUAUACUGACCUAGGCUUUACAUAUAUUUAUUUAAAUUAUUGAUUUACACUUUAUAUUACGAAUUUUUUUCUUCUUCAAAAUGCUGUUUUAUGUCCGUUCUGUUAAAUGAGCAAUGAAUCCUCUUGUAUGAUGCAUAUAAAAUUUGGAACGAUACUGCUAUAGUUACAUCUUAUGUCAUGCCUGCAGUAGAUCUGUAGGCACUUCUUUGUAUUUUUCUCGUAUAACUUUAAAUAGCAGCUGGUCUGUUUUAAUCAAAUUUAUAUUAUUAUGCAAUAAACAUCUUAAACUGUU